AUGGCGUGUGGGCUUAAAAUAUGUUUGAUGGUGUUUGUGGUUGGUAACAUUGAGGCAUUGGUUGAUGGUGCACCACAAGUGCCUUGUUACUUCAUAUUUGGAGACUCUCUGGUUGAUAGUGGCAACAAUAAUGUUCUUGAGACAGUGGCCAAAGCCAAUAACCUACCAUAUGGUGUUGAUUUUCCUGGUGGACCAACCGGAAGGUUUUGCAAUGGCCGGAAUAUAGCUGACAUCAUCGCUGAGCAUCUAGGUUUUGACAGUCAUAUUCAACCAUUUGUAAUUGCACAAGGCCAGGACAUCCUCAAUGGCAUCAACUACGGAUCUGGCGGAUCUGGUAUCCUCGAUGAAACAGGACAACAACUGGGUGCUCGGAUCAGCUUGGGUGGACAGUUAGAAAAUCAUCAAACUACAAUAUCAAAAAUCAGCACAAUUUUGGGCAACAAUCAGUCAGCUAUAGAGCACCUGAAUAAGUGCUUAUAUUCAGUUGGAAUGGGAAGCAAUGACUACAUCAACAACUACUUUAUGCCCGAGCACUACAACACAAGUCGCCAACACAACCCAAAUCAAUAUGCAUCACUACUAAUUCAACAAUAUUCCCUGCGUUUAAGGGCUUUGUACAACUAUGGAGCAAGGAAGGUCGUGUUGUUUGCUCUUGGUCUAAUUGGUUGUGCUCCAUAUGAAUUGAAGAGGAACAUUGGACUACCAUGUGUGCCCCACAUCAACCUAGCAGUCAACCUCUUUAAUAACAAGCUUAAGGUUCUUGUAGAUAACCUCAAUCAACAGCUUGCUGGUGCAAAGUUCAUUUAUGUGAAUACUACCGGAAUUUCGACUACCAUGGGUUUUGGUUUUAGGUUUUCAAACGCUCCAUGCUGUACAGUAUCAACAGGCAUUGGUGAAGGGCAGUGUCUUUCACAACAAGAUCCAUGUCCUAAUAGGAAUGAGUAUGUCUUCUUUGAUGCAUUCCAUCCUACUGAGGCUGCUAAUGUGAUCAUGGGAGGGAGAGCAUACACUUCUCAGAAUCCGUUCGACACUUAUCCGGUCGAUAUUCGAGGUCUAGUUCAGCUCUAG
Molecule: messenger RNA, 1068 nt
Organism: Ilex paraguariensis (yerba mate)
Lineage: Eukaryota; Viridiplantae; Streptophyta; Magnoliopsida; Aquifoliales; Aquifoliaceae
Source: the annotation of a GenBank genome assembly